This is a messenger RNA of Condylostylus longicornis, 693 nucleotides long. Its product is annotated as TPR-containing protein DDB_G0280363-like. The transcript is spliced from 2 exons. The coding region runs from base 1 to 693 and encodes 230 amino acids. Gene Ontology annotation, cellular component: extracellular matrix. NCBI's taxonomy places the organism in Eukaryota, Metazoa, Arthropoda, Insecta, Diptera, Dolichopodidae. The record is from RefSeq and is a predicted model, not a curated record.
AUGGCUGGAAAGUUAAUUAUUCUUCUAACAACACUAUCAUUAGCAUUAAGUUUACCAAUUGAAUAUCAAGAUUAUAAUCAUAAUCAACAAAUAAAUAGUGGCCUGGAUGAUCAUUUAGUUGAACAUGAUCAUUCAAUUAUACCAGUAGAAUAUCAAUUUCAAUAUGGUGUACAAGAUCAUCAUACUGGUGAUGUUAAAGAACAUCAAGAAAGUCGUAAAGGUGAUCAUGUUGAAGGAAAAUAUGAAUUAGUUGAACCAGAUGGUCAUAAACGUAUUGUACAAUAUACAUCAGAUAAACAUGCCGGUUUUAAUGCUAUCGUACAUCGUGAACCAACAAAUAUUAAAGUACCAAUACCAAUUCAACCAAAUCAAUUACAACAUCAUAAUCAACAAAAUCAACACCAUCAACAGCAACAACAUCAAUAUCAACAGCAACAUAUUCCAAUACAUCAACAAAUUUAUACAGAACCAUCAACAGCUUAUAUUCAACAACAUGAUUUAAAUUUACAUAAUUCUGGAUUACAAAAAUAUUCUCAAAUUACUGGUAAUCCUAUUGUUGUUCAAACAACAAAAUCAUUAGAAUCAUCACCUUCAUCUUCAGUAUUUCAACAAAAUCAACAUCAUGAUUUAACAAAUUCAAAUAGUCAUAGUCAUGUUAGUUUUCAAGAUUCUCAUAUCCAGUACCGUUAUUAA